AUGAUUCUCACUAGUCUAUCUCAACGCGCGAGACCUGCGUUCCGCAAGGUCCAGCCUUUUCGCAUGGUUGCCCGGCCCAGUUCACGAACCGUUGUGACUUGGGCAGAGCAAGACCACUGGGAAGAUCCGCGCGGUCCUUUGGGUGUCGACAGACCAAGUCCAAAGCUCGCUCCUCUCACCCAGGAGAGCCCGCAAUGGCUUCACGACCUUCACCGCAACGGCUGGGCUCUGGUAAAAGAGGCAGUUCCUAGGGAGAGAGCCCUAAACUACGCCCAGAAGGCUGAAGAUUGGCUCGAAGGAUUUAAGUUAGGAUACAAGCGCGACGACCGUUCAACAUGGAAGUCCAAGAACAUACCCCGACACCGACACGGAGGACUCUUCGACCACUUCUCGUUUGCUCACGCGCAAUUCGUCUGGGAUUGCAAAUCAGAGCAUGGGGUCCGGGAUAUCUUUGCGAAGAUCUGGGGCACGGAUGAGCUCACAGUCUCAUUUGACGGAGGCACGCUGGCGUUCCCUACUCCCGAGGAGGCUGAUCACGGCAAGAAACCAUGGCCGCAUUCGGAUCAGAGUGCCUACCGAUCUUGGCCUCACUGUAUCCAAGGCCUGCUGAACCUGCUGCCCAAUGGUCCCGAAGACGGUGGUCUGGCCGUCAUGACCGGGACCGCUCCUCUUUUUGAGCAGUACUUCAAGGAGCACGAACCGCCCGAGGGUGGUUGGGUCAAACGAGACCUUGUCGACUGGACAGACAAGGAGCUCCAAUGGUUCAAGGACCGUGGCUGCGAGUGGGUGAAGCCUAGCAUGGACCCUGGUGACUUCAUUCUCUGGGACUCCCGGGCUGUUCACUACGGCGCCGCGCCUCUAGGGGAAAACAAGCGCAUGGCAAUCUACACAUGCUACAAGCCUAUCGAAUUCCUGACCGAGGAGCAAAGAGAGCGCAAGGUGGAGGCCUUUAAACGGGGCUACAUGACUUCGCAUGAUCCUACCGACUUUGUGUUGAAGGAGGAACAGAUGGCGGAUUUCAACAUCCUACAUCCCUAUGGUCCUCCAACAAUCAACGAGGCUACUCGACAGGCUAUCGGCAUGAUUCCGUAUAAAUAA
Diaporthe amygdali is the source of this 1098-nucleotide messenger RNA. RefSeq lists its product as uncharacterized. The record is from RefSeq and is a predicted model, not a curated record. Lineage: Eukaryota; Fungi; Ascomycota; Sordariomycetes; Diaporthales; Diaporthaceae. The transcript is spliced from 9 exons. The coding region runs from base 1 to 1098 and encodes 365 amino acids.